AAGACCAACAAACUGGGCUAAUAAGUGAGAUACGAAUUGAAAAUGACAUAUAGCGACAUCUACGAAAUGUGGUGCAAAUUCGAAUGACAGGUAAUAAAAAAUCAAUCGCUAAUUAAUCGUUUGCGAAAUUUUCGUAGCAUUUGGAUACGAUUCCAUAUCGCAUAUAAAGCGUGGGCGUCCCAAAUCUCAACAGACUCCACUUUGAAGCGCCCAACAGUUCGGAAGUAUUAUCCCUUUAACCGUACAACAUGCGUCUCCUCAUUAGUUUCGUUGGUCUUAUCGCCGUUGCCUGCGCCGAUAAGCUGGGCUACAACUAUCAGCCUGUGGAUCACUCUAACUCUGGACUGUCUUUCACACCCGGCAACAUUGGCUAUAAUCAAGGCCUGGAUCAAUCCGGCUACGUUUCAUCCGCAGACAACGGUGCUAUCUCUGCUGGUCCCGCUCAAGUUGCUGAUCAGGCUUACCAAGCACCUGUUGAGCUCACCAAGGAAUUCUUUUCAUACACAGCCGAUGAGGGCGAUUUCCAAGCACCUGCCAAUGCCGAUCAGUUGUCCAAUGGUCUGCGCAAAGCACUGCGAGUGAUCUUCAUCAAGGGACCCGAAAACAGUGGGAUUGAGGAUGCUGCUUUGGCACUGGCAAAACAGUCUGCUGAGCAACAAACCGCCAUUUAUGUCCUGACUAAGCAAGCCAACGUCAACGAUCUGGCCAACAAGCUGAACAGCAUUCGCACCAACAACAACAACAAGCCCGAGGUUCACUUUGUCAAGUACCGCACUCCUGAGGACGCUGUCAAUGCUCAGCGUGCCAUCCAGGGACAGUACGAUCAACUGGGCGGUGUCACCUCUCAUCAAGAUGGUGGCGUUGCUCCUGUGCUGAACUUUGCCUCGCAAGCACCUGUUGCAGCUCCAGCUCCAGCUCAAGAGCCCUUGAACUCGUAUCUGCCCUCAUCACUGUUUCGCAAUCGCGCAUAAGCUCAAUGAACUCAACAACCAGACUGACUGACCAUAACUGAUU
Drosophila albomicans is the source of this 1014-nucleotide messenger RNA. RefSeq lists its product as uncharacterized. Bases 249 to 971 code for a protein of 240 amino acids. The transcript is spliced from 2 exons. NCBI's taxonomy places the organism in Eukaryota, Metazoa, Arthropoda, Insecta, Diptera, Drosophilidae. The record is from RefSeq and is a predicted model, not a curated record.